Haemonchus placei is the source of this 840-nucleotide messenger RNA. NCBI's taxonomy places the organism in Eukaryota, Metazoa, Nematoda, Chromadorea, Rhabditida, Trichostrongylidae. The record is from the annotation of a GenBank genome assembly.
AUGGGUGGUGAUAGUUCAAAAUUACGCUCAUCAACAAGUGUCCAUGAAAAGCUGCCGGCUAUCCGUCUACCCGGUUCGGCCAGUUACUACGAAGGCAUGUACAAAGAUUGUGAUCCAGUAAAUCGAGUACGGAAUGGCAGUUCAAGUAGUCGAGGUGGCACGAAGCAUCCGUUGUCGGUUAAAGCACGGCGACUGAUUACGAGUUGCUUUGCGAAUCCUCACGAAAUGGUUGGUAAACGGAUCAUGAAACGGUCAUGUGAUUUGAAGGACGAGUUUGCCACCUUCUAUACCUCUUUGGAGUUGGAGCAACGUGAAGAUUUAGAGGAUAGCAUCAAGAUUCUCCUUAAGAAAGUUGUCACGAAUAUCGAUUUUGUCGACGAGGUGACACGGUUGUCAGAAGAAUUCGGUCAACGCUUUGUCGAGCUGCGUGCCCAAGGCUUUCGAGCGGAUUAUUUUGCCAUUUUGGCCGAUGCCACUAUUAAGGAAUGUACACAUUUGGAUUCAGCCGUGCACAAAGCUCACACAACUACUCAGGCCUUCUCCCAAUUCGGUGCAAUGGUAUUCUCUUCGGUACGUGAUGGUUUCUAUACGGAAGUUCGACGGAUACGUCGUGCAUCGAAUUCGUUUUCGAUUGGGUCGAAUAGCAGUACGAGAAGGAAGAAGAUGUCUGAUGGUGAUGCCCCACGGAGUGCAGCUGGAUCACCGCGAUUGUCGAUUUCGCAUCGUGAUUGUCGGCGUUCUGCUUCACCAGAAUCUGGUGACGAGGGAAGCACAGAAGACCUCGGUCAUGACAUUUUCCUCAAACCUCCGAGCAACAUGCUCACCGCACGAUCCUACUGA